AUGGAGAAGGCCGAAACAGAACUGACGAUCCUCCUCACCGACUCCGAAGAUGAAGUAAAAGCUAUUAAUCCCCUGAAGCAGCAGCAGCUGCUGCAGCCGCCGCCGCAGCAGCAACAACAACAACAGCAACAGCAACAGCAACAGGAGCAGCAGAAGGCGCUUCCCGACUGGCCUUCUGUACGCCGCAGUAGACGUUCAGUUCCUUUAAUUGAUUCAGAUGAUGAUGCAGACGGACUGCGUGGGGUCUCUUCUCCUGUUAAACGUUUCUCUGACCUAGCAGCAGCAACAACAGCAGCAACAGCAGCAACAGCAGCAGCAGCAGCACACACUGGUGUGGGCCCUUCUACACCUGGGAGACGUCGCUCAGCUCGUCUGGCGGCCCUCGGAACUCCAGGUGUAGGUUCACCUGCAGCAGAAACCCUUAAGACCCCCCAAAGAUAUGCAAGAAGUGCUGCUGCUGCGCCUGGGUUGUCUAAUUCCUCAGCAUGCCCUUCUGCUGCUGCUGCUGCUCCCCCUGGUGCUGCUGCUGCGGGAUAUAGCCCCUGCAGCAGUUUGAGUUCUUCGCGUCGCGUCCAAAGAAAAAGGCUGAGGCGGAGCGCCUUGAAGGACUCUGCAGCAGCAGAAUCUCCAGUAGCAGCAGCAACAGCAGCAGCAGAAUCUCCUGCAGCACCAGCCGUUGCACCUGCAACAGCGUCACCAGCUGAAGCAGCAGCAGCUGCUGCUCCUGCAGAGACAGACAAUUCCUUACCGAGGUCAAGACGACGCCGCCGACGACUGCGCGUGGACGGCAGCGGCAGCAGCAGCGAAGAUGGCAAUGCACCAGCAGCAGUAGCAGCAAACGACAGCAGCAGCAGCAGCAGCAACAACAGCAACAAUCGAGAACAGGAAGGAGAUAAGGAGAAGGCGGCUUUGAGCCCCUUAAGGGCUUCCUCUCAGCCUCCUGGUGCAGGUGCGGAUAGCAGCAGCAGCAACAACAACAGCAACAGCGGCAGCGCAACAACUGCAGCAGCAACAGGAGACCUCAGCAGAUCGUCCUCCCCAAUCCCUGUUCACCGUCGUCUGCGUAGAUCGCAGCAGCUGCUGGACGAAGUGGAGCAGCAGGAGCAGCAUAAAGACCAGCAACAGCAGCAGCAACAGCAGCAGCAGGAAACUGAUGCAGACUCCCGGCCCUCACAGAAGGUGGUGCAGCAUCGGCUGCAGAAGCUAGCAAAUACACUAAGAGAGAAGCAUCGCCGCUCUGGGGGCCUCCUUUCCUCUGAGGGGGCCCUAACUGAGGAUGAAGGCAGCAGCAGCAGCAGCAGCAGCAGCAGCAGCACAAGCAGCAGCAGCAGUAACAGCAGCAAAAGCAGCAAAAUCAACAAACGUCGAGAUUCAAAAACAACAGCAGGACACAGGAAGACUCUAAGAGGCGGAAAUGCAUCAAGGUUUUUCUCCUUUUCUCGAGAUCUACGAGAGGCGGCUUAUGACUCAGAGGAGAGCGCAGGCAGUUUUAUAGCAGACAGCCAAGAAGAAGAAUCAGAAGCAGCUAGUGGAUCUGAAGAGGCGCUUGAAUCAGACAGCAGCGAGUCAUCCGCUGAUGAAGCGCUCGAGGCUUUGCGCUUCCACCACCAGCUUAUGGAGAACGACGGGCGAGCAGCCCAUGUAGACCAAACAUUAAGCCUAAAGGAGUGUUUUGAAUUGUAUAUCUUUGGUCUUUCUCUUAGUUUAUUUAGUCCAAACUUAGCCAUUAAAAAAUUAUCUCUAGGGGAAUCCUUCCCUUCUUCUGAUGCGGAGAGGGUUGAGGGUCUGACGCUGGCAAAGCGCAACGCGAUGGAGACGCAUGCAUUCCCCCCUGAGCUGCGCGAAGCUCUAAAGAGUUACGCAGAGUGUCGCCUCUCUGAGGUCCCUGUGCUGCAGGGCGGGAUGGCGAGGUGUGUAGUCUGUAGAAGACCAGGCAGUCGCCAUUUCUGUUUGGAUCUACUGGGAGAGCAAUACGACUCAGGAGAAGGAGCCCCUCUUCUUCCUAACAAACAAAUGCCCAAAACCCUCGUCACUUCUUACGAACAAAGACAUGGCCAAGAAUUCCCCAUAGGUUCUAAGUGCGGGCAGCAGGCAGUUCGUUGGCACGGAGCUCAGCACUGGAAGGGGCAGCUGCUGUUGCAGUUGCAUGCGCUGCUGCGGCGUACAGCAGCAACAGCAGUAGCAGCAGCAACAGCAGCAACAGCAGCAGAAGCAGAAGAAGCAGCAACAGCAGCAGCACCAGAUGAGAGCAGUUUUGCUGCUGCAUUAAAGGAACAAAAUCCUGUAAGUCUUAUCCUAUAUAAUAAUAAAUAG
Messenger RNA from Eimeria maxima, 2313 nucleotides. Its product is annotated as adhesion regulating molecule, putative. The record is from RefSeq and is a predicted model, not a curated record. The coding region runs from base 1 to 2313 and encodes 770 amino acids. NCBI's taxonomy places the organism in Eukaryota, Apicomplexa, Conoidasida, Eucoccidiorida, Eimeriidae. The transcript is spliced from 9 exons.